Messenger RNA from Candoia aspera, 2610 nucleotides. RefSeq names its product methyltransferase 4, N6-adenosine (gene METTL4). Gene Ontology annotation, molecular function: site-specific DNA-methyltransferase (adenine-specific) activity; nucleic acid binding; RNA methyltransferase activity. The coding region runs from base 55 to 1464 and encodes 469 amino acids. Gene Ontology annotation, cellular component: nucleus; cytosol. The record is from RefSeq and is a predicted model, not a curated record. NCBI's taxonomy places the organism in Eukaryota, Metazoa, Chordata, Lepidosauria, Squamata, Candoiidae. The transcript is spliced from 8 exons.
ACCAGGGAAUACAAUUUUUAAUACAUCAUUUGGAAGAAUUGUGCCUUGGAAACAAUGUCAAUUGUAUGUUAUCUGCCAGCUGGCUGGAUGCUAGAUCAUCUCUCCUUCAUAAAUAAAUCUGGAUACUAUUUUUGCCACUCCCUUGAGCAUUUGGCCCAGGAUUCUUUUGACAAUACUGUUAUCCCUGCUUCCUCAGGUACAGUUCUGCUUCCCAUAAAAUCAUGUACAAAAGGUUUUGUUCCUGAAUUUAGAAACUCAGGAGAAAAAUCUGAUCAGAUGGUAAAGCGAUACAUAUUUCGGGAAGAAUUUUUUAACAUACUUAAGCCCCAUAUUGCUGCAAGCUUCCAAAUGGAAAGGCAUGGCAGGACUAAUCUAGAAACUAGUGAAUCAGAACAGCAGAAGAGUGCCAAGGACAACAAGCCUGUUAUUACAGUUAAAGCUAAAAAGAAACGAAAAAUCAAUGAACUUAAUCAUGGUGAAAGUGAUAUCUUAGAGUAUCAUUUAAAGAUCAGUGGCAUAAUUUUGGAUGGGGCCAGAUGUUUAAUCCAGGAAGCACGCAGGAGUGGUUUCCUUCAGCCUAGUUCUACAGAACAGUUUUGUGCCAAGACCUCUGACAGAGGGCACAGUGAUUGCAGUUUGGCUGAGCUGUGUGAGAUGGCCAAGAGUUUCGUUCCUUUGAAUGAAAGAGAGCAAAAAUGUGCAAGAGACAAGGAAACCUCUGUCCCAGAACAAGUUCAGUUAACCUGUGUUACUGAAAAUAAUACAAACAAUGCAAAGAUGUUAACACUAAUGGGACAGGAGUACUUGUUUCCCCCCAGAAGUGCAUUUCUUUUAUCAGAUAUUUCAUGUAUGCAGCCACUUUUGAAUUCUAAAAAAAAGUAUGGCAUAAUUGUUAUAGAUCCACCUUGGGAGAACAAGUCUGUUAAAAGAAGCAAUAGGUAUGGUUUCUUGUCUCACUGGCAAAUCAAAGGAAUUCCUGUGCCAGCACUGGCAGCUCCGAAUUGUCUUGUGGUCACAUGGGUGACCAAUAGACAGAAGCACUUACGAUUUGUAAAGAAUGAGCUUUAUCCUCACUGGUCUAUACAUGGUGCAGUCGAGUGGUUCUGGGUGAAAAUUACAAAGUCUGGAGAAUUUGUGAUUCCAUUAGAUUCUCUUCACAAAAAGCCUUAUGAAAUUCUUGUACUGGGCAGAGUGCAGGGAAAUACAGAUGUACCGUUAAGGCUUUCAGAAGAUGAAGAGCUUCCUGCAAUUCCUGAUCAGAAAUUAAUUGUUAGUGUACCUUGUACUCUUCAUUCACAUAAGCCUCCUCUUUCAGAGAUUCUGAAAGAAUAUACCAAGCCAGAUGUAGAAUGUUUGGAGCUGUUUGCUCGGAAUUUGCAGCCUGGAUGGACCAGUUGGGGCAAUGAAGUCCUCAAAUUCCAGCACUUGGACUACUUCACUGCUUUACAGGAUAAUAGUGACUAGUAAUACUUAAUUAGUUUUGAAGGAUUUUGUUUCUGUGUUCUGAAUUUCAUCUUUGCUAACCCUAAUCUACAUUUUGAGAAGUAGUGUGAAAAACCUAGAGUGGUUUUCAAGGGCAGCUCCAUAUAAAGCAAAUCAUUAUAAUCCAAUCAAAAGAUAACAAGGAUGGAGCUUGGUCCUCCAUGCUGAGGUUGUGGAGGACCAAGAUCUUACUACAGACUGACCUGGCAUUUGAUAACAGUAAUCUGAGGCCAAGGCAGCCAGUAAUUUGAUAUUUAGGACCCUUGCUGGAACAGCCCACCCAACGUCUCACAUCUCCUGUCAGUCACAGUGGUAUUUUGCCUCUUGCUCCCAUAGUCCUCCCUGCAGUCCCUAAUUCUGGAUCAUCCCUGCAUAUCCAGCCUCUGGCUCUUUGAAAAAUUGGCCAAUCCCUGGCUGCCAUCAUUGAAAAAUUAUUUAUGUCAUUUAAAUGUUACAUAUUGCCUCUUUGUAACUUCUAGUUCUGUUAUUAGAAGUGUUUUACAUUUUAUGUUUUGAUACUGUACAUUCCUUUCUACUUUGAAAAAAAGAGUUAAAAAUGAAUGUAAAAUUUACCUUGGUAAUUUUUAGCGUUAUCUGACUUAGAAAUAAUGGCUUUAAAAAGGCAAUUAAAGCCUCUCAUAAUAUCCCAUUGAAAACAAUAUUUUGAGCAGUUUUGUUUAUUGGUUCCUCAGAGUUUUGGUCAGGAUUAAUUUCAGUUGGAUUGAAUCCUAUGUCUAUGCUUUAAUUAUUUCUUUCUCUCUUAUGUACCAGAAUUGAAUUUUACUCAACAUAUAUUUUUCUGAUAUUAGAUCUUCUUAAAAAUAUGUUUCUUACAGUGGUUAUUUCAAUAAUUAAAUUAUGUUUUACAGCAAUAAAUGUAGGAGUUCUUUUCUCGCCUUAGGCUUCAGCCUGAAAAAAAAUUCCUAUGUUUAUAUAUGCAAGACUGAAGAAAAAAUAACCAUUAUUUAAAAGAAAGGAAAACAAAUUUCGUGUACGACAAAGUAGAUAACCUUUAGAAUGCUACUGUGUGUUCACAAGGGUUUGUGAGAAGGGUUUGUUUGUAUUUUAAUAAAAAAAAUCCAGAAACAUUUUUCCUUGAUACAUUAUGUACCAGCCUCAAUUUUUUUA